CAGGCGGCCCCGGCGGCGGCGGCGGAGGAGGGCGGCGUCGGCGGCAACAAACUCAGCAAAAAGUGUUAAUUGCUUUGUAAAUGGGACAACAUUGUGACAGUUCAGUAUGCUGUCCAGAACUGCCAAUAGACUUGGGUUGCAGGCAUUCGAACUCUGCAGGGUCAGGGGUCACUGGGGAAAGGCGCCAAUGCGCAGCCUGGCUUCCUUCACUCCUCUUUUCAAGGAGAAGAGAAUGCGUGUUGAAGGAAGUGAGCUGAAGAGGCGUCUAAAGGCGGAGAAGAAGGCAACGGAAAAGGAAAUGAAAGUGAAAGAAGAAGCUGAGAAACAAGCUUCUCUAUCCCAAACUUUGGAUGGAAUCAACUUGGGUGGCGAUGAAGAGACCCUUGAUCCCAAUCAAUACUAUAAAAUCCGCACGCAGGCCAUCCAGCAGCUGAAGGACACCGGGGACAAUCCAUAUCCUCAUAAAUUCUGCAUAGAUCUAUCCUUAACAGAAUUUAUUGAAAAGUACAAUAGCCUGCAGGCGGGUGACCAUCUCUCUGAUGUCAUUUUGUCAGUGGCAGGACGUGUGCAUGCCAAGCGAGCAUCGGGUGCUAAACUAAUCUUCUAUGACCUCCGAGGUGAAGGUGUAAAGCUACAAGUAAUGGCUAAUUCCAAGAAUUACAAAUCUGAAGAAGACUUCAUUAAGAUAAACAACAAAUUACGCCGUGGUGAUAUCGUUGGAGUCCAAGGCAACCCAGGAAAGACAAAGAAGGGAGAGCUGAGUAUUAUCCCCAUUGAGAUGAAACUGCUAUCUCCCUGUCUGCACAUGCUGCCUCACUUACACUUUGGACUCCGAGAUAAGGAAACUAGAUAUCGCCAGAGAUAUUUGGAUCUGAUCUUGAACGAUAAUGUGAGGCAGAAAUUCAUUACCAGGGCAAAAAUCAUCACAUACUUAAGGGGAUUUCUAGAUAAUCUGGGAUUUCUGGAGGUAGAGACGCCUAUGAUGAACAUAAUUCCAGGGGGAGCUGUUGCUAAACCUUUCAUUACACACCAUAACGAGCUAGACAUGAAUUUGUACAUGAGAGUCGCUCCAGAGCUUUACCAUAAGAUGCUGGUAGUGGGAGGUAUUGACAGAGUGUAUGAAAUUGGCCGGCAGUUUAGGAACGAGGGCAUUGAUCUUACUCACAACCCAGAAUUCACCACAUGCGAGUUCUAUAUGGCUUAUGCUGAUUAUAAUGACUUAAUGGAUAUCACUGAGAAACUUCUUUCAGGUAUGGUUAAACAUAUCACGGGUGGUUUCAAGGUUGUAUAUCAUCCUGAAGGACCUGAGGGCCCAGGUUGUGAGAUUGAUUUCACACCACCAUUCAGGCGUGUUAGUUUGACCAAAGACUUGGAGAAAAUUGUAGGCGUGAAAUUUCCACCGACUGAGCAAUAUGAGACUGAAGAGACUCGUAAAUUCUUUGAUGAUUUAUGCGCCCAGAAAGGAGUUGAAUGUCCAUCUCCCAGGACUACAGCCAGGCUUUUGGACAAGCUGGUUGGUGAAUUCCUGGAAGUUACUUGUAUCAACCCAACAUUCAUCUGCGACCACCCUCAGAUCAUGAGUCCCCUAGCCAAGUGGCAUCGUUCCUUUAAGGGAUUAACAGAACGUUUUGAACUCUUUGUUAUGAAGAAGGAGAUCUGCAAUGCGUAUACUGAAUUAAAUGACCCCAUUAGACAGAGGGAAUUAUUUGAAGACCAAGCUAAGGCUAAAGAUGCUGGAGAUGAUGAGGCCAUGUUUAUUGAUGACAACUUCUGUACUGCUCUGGAGUAUGGGCUUCCUCCCACAGCUGGCUGGGGCAUGGGUAUAGACAGACUCACCAUGUUCCUGACUAAUUCUAAUAACAUCAAGGAGGUCUUGUUCUUCCCAGCAAUGAAACCGGAAGACAAGAAGGAAGAGCCCAAAGAUUCCACUGUGGAGGAACAAACAGCAUGAAAGGAACAACAGGGAUCAUAGAAGCUUAAGAGAAUGGAAUCACUCCACAUUAUCCCCCUUUUCAGUAAAAUAAGAUUGAUUUGUGAGAGCUGCAGGGAUGAGAUAGUUUGAGAACAUUUUUUUUACAAUUUAACAAUAGGUACUAUUUGGAACAACCAAGUACAGAUAUCUACAAUGGUCUAGAUUCAAAAAUGUAUGUACUAUUAUCAGCCUGAUGAUGUAUAUUCAACUGUACUGAUAUUUUCUAAUUCGUUUAUUUGUUUGUUUUGCAACUACCUCCCAUCCCUGUAGCUCGCUUAAUUUCAAGAAAUCUACAUUUUUUAAUUGAGUUUAACAUAUUGCCUUUUAUACCAAUGUUUCUGCUUCAUAUCCAAAUUUAAUUCUUGUAACUUUCAUGUGAUGGCAAAUGUGAUUGCUGAAUAUUUCUUACAAUUGAAUAAAUUAUGCCAGUGUGAUGA
This is a messenger RNA of Callorhinchus milii (elephant shark), 2409 nucleotides long. RefSeq names its product lysyl-tRNA synthetase 1 (gene kars1). Gene Ontology annotation, biological process: lysyl-tRNA aminoacylation; basophil activation involved in immune response; positive regulation of macrophage activation. Gene Ontology annotation, cellular component: mitochondrion; nucleus; cytosol. Gene Ontology annotation, molecular function: lysine-tRNA ligase activity; tRNA binding; ATP binding. The transcript is spliced from 15 exons. NCBI's taxonomy places the organism in Eukaryota, Metazoa, Chordata, Chondrichthyes, Chimaeriformes, Callorhinchidae. The record is from RefSeq and is a predicted model, not a curated record. The coding region runs from base 107 to 1951 and encodes 614 amino acids.